This is a messenger RNA of Spirodela intermedia, 1155 nucleotides long. NCBI's taxonomy places the organism in Eukaryota, Viridiplantae, Streptophyta, Magnoliopsida, Alismatales, Araceae. The record is from the annotation of a GenBank genome assembly.
AUGCAUGGUAGAAGAUCCUUGCAUCCAAGGCUAGAAAAUCCUUUCAUUAUUUCAUUCAAAACUAAAAAUCCGAAAGAAAAAUUAAUUUUGAUAGAUCUUGAAGAAAGUACAGGUCAAACUGAGAAAAAUCUUAUGGCCAUGAAAAAUUAUUAUAUCCCUGAUUCAUUUCAAAGAGCAUCCAAUAUUAGAGUCCCAUUAGCACCCAAUGUUAAAUUCGAAAUAAAUCCAGGAAUUUUUCAAAUGCUCCCUAAUUUUCAUGGAUUGCCUUUAGAGGAACCUCAUCAGCACUUAGAAAAAUUUCAUAUGGUCUGUGAUUUAGUUAAUCUCCCUCAAGUUACACCGGAAAUUAUUAAGAUGAAAUUGUUCCCUCAUACACUUUGGGACAAAGCUAGCCAUUGGCUAUCCACAUUAGAUAGAGAAUUAACUAGCUGGAAAGACAUAGAACAGGCCUUUCUUCGAAAAUUUUAUCCCUUAGGAAAAACUCAAAAUAUGAGAAAACAUAUAUGGAAUUUUUCUCAAAGACCAGGAGAAACUUUACAUAAGACAUGGGAAACAUUCAAAGAUUUACUUAGAAAGUGUCCUCAGCAUGCUAUACCCAAGUGGCAGCUCAAUAGAAUUUUUUAUGAUGGAUUAUUAGAACAAUAUAGAAAUAUGGUUGAUUCUAUAUGUGGAGGAGCUUUUAUGGAGAAAACCCCUAAUGAGAUUUACAGUCUUUAUGAGAAUUUAAGUGAAAAUUCUAGAGAUCAAGCCUCUUUUGAAUUAUAUGACAGGGAUAAGAAGAGAGGAAUUCAUGAAUUGCAUCAUGAUAAUGAAUCUAAACUUAGAAAUGAGGUUAAUCAGAUUAAUCAAAGAUUAGAAAAACUUGAUUUACUUAUUGACAAUAUUAGAAAGCCUCUUAACCCUCAAUUUAAUUCAAAUAGUACAGAUCCUAUGUAUGGUGAAAAUGAUCAUUUCGAAUUUCAAUAUCAUCCUAGGCAAAAACAAGUACAGGUACCUCACGAUUUUAGUAAAAAUAGGGAAUAUUUUUCUAAUUCUUAUAAUCCUAAUUGGGAGAAUAAUUUUUCAUGGCGAAACCCAAAUAAUAUUCAAAAUCUAGAAGCACUUAGAUCCAAUUCAAACUCUGAAUUUCGUCCAGAACAAGAAAACAGAUUUUAG